AUGCGCUCGCAGACGAUCCACGACCGCGCGAACAUCAACGUCGAGGUGUCCGUCGCGGCGUUCAGUACGGGAGACAGGAGGAAGCGUUCACGGGGAGACAAGCGGAUUUUGGAAUUCGCGGCGACGAUCAAGUCGACGUUCGAGCCAGUCGUGCAGACGGGCCUGUAUCCGCGCUCUCAGAUUGAUAUUUUUAUUCAGGUGGUACAACAAGAUGGGGGACUACUGCAGGCGUGUAUUAAUGGGACAACGCUGGCCCUGAUGAGUGCGGGGAUCCCGAUGCUCGACUUUGUGUGUGCGGUGAGCGGUGGGGUGUACUCGACGCACCCACUGCUCGAUCUGACGACGUUGGAGGAAAAUGACGUCCCGAAUGUGACAAUCGCGGUGAUGCCGAAGACGAGGAAGGUGUCGCUGGUGACGAUGGAGACGCGACUGCACGUAGACCGAUUUGAGGAGGUGUUUCGAGUCGCGACGGACGCGGCGGUGCGUCGAUGA
Messenger RNA from Cyclocybe aegerita, 492 nucleotides. The record is from the annotation of a GenBank genome assembly. NCBI's taxonomy places the organism in Eukaryota, Fungi, Basidiomycota, Agaricomycetes, Agaricales, Hemipholiotaceae.